CUCUGCUGGAAUACGAAUAUUUUACCAAAUUUUACAUGAUAAUAUCUCCAAGACCGAGGUGUUGUAUUUCAACAGACCCUCUCGUAGAUCAUCACAUGCGAGAAUAAGACAUCCAUGGAAAAAGGCGGUGUCUUUCAGAGCCUGAGCCCGAGUCAGGGUUACGGCCAGAACCAGCAGCUACAUCAUCAUCAGAAUCUUGGUCUUGAACAUAACGACCAAGGUCUACGCCACAUCUAUCUACGACAUAGCCACGACCACGACGACCACGAGCAACAUCUUUUAGAUCUGGGGAAAAAGCAACAUAAUAUUCUCACUAACGGAUCCUCUCACUACGACACCCCCAACACCUUCACAAUUUCAUCUCCGUCAGAACCCAUCACAACGGUGCGCUCAUCGCGCCGUGAUAAACAUCUCCACUCUACAAUACCCAAUACCUUCUGGCCCUCCGGCUUCAAAGCUCUCAGUCGCAUAGUAGUCGGCGCCGUCCGCUGUUCUGCCCUCCCACCAUUCUCCUUCACCAUGUCCUUCCGAUCCAAAAUCCCAGAGACGCCCCGCGUCAUCUCGCCGAGUCCCACCCCAUCCGAGCGCGAUGCCGCCGAUUACAUGGGCCCCGUUACACGCUCGGCAGCCCGGAGACGGACACCCACGCCGCAACCGCUCGAGGAGGAGCCCGAUGAGGAUCUACCCGAGCCCCCCGAGUUUCGACGCGCCCGAACCCGCAGCCGCUCGCCGAUCGAUACACAGGCCGUGACACGCUUGACGAGGCGCACGAGCACUGCUGCUAAGGCGGGCAAGAUGUCCAAGGACACUAUUCCAGAAGAGCAGACGACGUCUAAUGGGUCGCUCAGCAGUAACGGCAAGGGAAAGUCCACGACAUCAAAUGGUCACCUUGCGCCGCCGCAACCUACAACACCGGUGGGGUGGUCCUGGCGUGACUUUAGCCGAAGUCCCAGUCCCUUGGGCCUUAUUCCCAUCCACCGACACUGGAGAACCUUCGUACACAAGCACGAGGUACCCCGCAAGGUUCUCCACGUGUCGAUCGGUUUCUUCGUUAUCUGGCUCUACGUGACGGGAACUCAGACAACAUCAGUCACACCAUGGCUCAUGUCAGCGCUCAUCCCAAUCGCCGCAACUGACUGGCUCCGACACCGAUAUGCGUCCGUCAACCGCCUCUAUGUCAAGGUCCUUGGUGCUUUGAUGCGCGAGAGCGAGUACUCCGGCUGGAACGGUGUGAUCUUCUACCUCCUCGGUGCCUGGAUCGUCCUCUAUGGCUUCCCCAAGGAUGUGGGUAUCAUGAGCGUUCUUCUGCUCAGCUGGUGCGACACCGCUGCCAGCACCUUCGGCCGACUUUGGGGCCGAUAUACCCCUCGUCUUCGCAGAGGCAAGUCUCUUGCUGGCUCGACUGCUGCCUUCCUCGUUGGCGUCGGCACAUCGUACUUCUUCUACGGUUGGCUCGUCCCUACAGUUGGUCCCUUCCCUGGUGACGAGAACUUCCUCUUCAAGGGCUUUCUCUCAUUGCCCAAGACCAUCUGCGAGGCUGUCGGUGUCUCGAAGGAGCAGACUACCAUCUCAGGUGCCCUCGCCCUGGGUGUCAUGAGCGUGUGGUCCGGCUUUGUCGCUUCCGCCAGCGAAGUGGUCGAUAUCUUCGGCUGGGACGACAACUUGACAAUUCCCGUGCUCAGCGGUUUCGGUAUUUGGGGUUUCCUUAAGAUCUUCUCUUAG
Fusarium oxysporum Fo47 is the source of this 1722-nucleotide messenger RNA. RefSeq names its product diacylglycerol kinase. The coding region runs from base 115 to 1722 and encodes 535 amino acids. NCBI's taxonomy places the organism in Eukaryota, Fungi, Ascomycota, Sordariomycetes, Hypocreales, Nectriaceae. The record is from RefSeq and is a predicted model, not a curated record. Gene Ontology annotation, molecular function: ATP-dependent diacylglycerol kinase activity. Gene Ontology annotation, biological process: phosphatidic acid biosynthetic process. The transcript is spliced from 2 exons. Gene Ontology annotation, cellular component: endoplasmic reticulum membrane.